AUGACCAACAUCUUUUAUUAUUGCAUAUUUUGCUUAUGAAAGAAAACUACAUAGAGCAGGAAAGGAUUGCUCCAAGGGGGAAAUAUAUGGUAGGAUUGCUGGGCACGGGGCAUACUCUUCAAAGGGAUCUUAAUCAGAUUGCUGAAGUAGCAGAUACUUCGCACUCAAAUGGUCUCAGUUAUAUAUUAACAGAGACAACGUUAGCUUUGCUUCGCAAUCCUGAUUACUGCUUCUCCGGUUUAUCAUCGGCAGAUGUGAAGUGGAGUGUAGAUGAAGGAGAGAAAUGCUUUAAUAAACUCUCUAUAGAAGAACGGGCUAAAUUUGAUGAAGAGACACUUGUUAAUGUGGACAAUAUAAAAAGGCGAAGCACAAAUGAGAAAGCUAGUGAAUCUAAGAAUCAGUACAUUGUGGUAACAAUCCUGGUGGCUACCGAAGGAGUGCAUGAAAUGCUCGCCAUCAAUGGAAUUGGAGACUUAAAGGAAGCUUUAAAAAAGCUUGGUUCCAUCCAAGCAAGAAAACUAAUGGCUGUUGAGGUCUUGUGGACUCCUCAAGAAGAAAAUGACACAUUAUCAGAGCGUGAACUACAUGAAGAUUACCCACUCUUGAAGGCUUUUUAAAAAAUUUAGUUUGUAACUAGGUCUGUCUUCCCAUGAAAAUUAUGGCAACACUAAUAAUUGCUAGUUACACACAAAAAUUUAGAAAUUAAUGUUUGUUUUGAUUGUCAAGACAAAUUGAUAGUUUUAAUGGUUAACUAAUAGUUUAUAAAAUAGUUUGUUUAUU
Messenger RNA from Rubroshorea leprosula, 780 nucleotides. The record is from the annotation of a GenBank genome assembly. NCBI's taxonomy places the organism in Eukaryota, Viridiplantae, Streptophyta, Magnoliopsida, Malvales, Dipterocarpaceae.